This is a messenger RNA of Candoia aspera, 3645 nucleotides long. RefSeq names its product post-GPI attachment to proteins 6 (gene PGAP6). Lineage: Eukaryota; Metazoa; Chordata; Lepidosauria; Squamata; Candoiidae. The transcript is spliced from 13 exons. Gene Ontology annotation, cellular component: membrane. The record is from RefSeq and is a predicted model, not a curated record. The coding region runs from base 94 to 2412 and encodes 772 amino acids.
GAACUGGCAGGCGGCCAGCAGGCCGGUCGGGGCGAUGCCGGCGGCGGCGGCGGCUCCCGGGUAGACGGGCCCCCGCGCGGCUCCCUUGCGGCGAUGGCCGCCGCCUCGCUGGGGCGCCACCCUCUGCUCUUCCUGCUCCUCGCCGCCGCCGCCGCCGCCCCCUCGCCGCUCGAGAAGAAGGAGGCUGAGCGGGCCGACAGCGCCGAGGAUCCCGCGUUUGCUUCUGAGUAUUUUUCACAGAGUUCGCAGACGCUGUCCUUCUACAGUUGGUAUGGAAGUGCCAAACUCUUCCGCUUCCGUGUCCCGGAGGACACGGUGCUGCUGCGCUGGCUCCUGCAGGCUUCCAAAGGCAAAGGCCCUGGAUGUGGCAAGACUCAGGUCACCUUCCACAUCCGCUAUGGUGCCCCUCCGGUCAUCAACCCCCUGGGCACGCAGUUUCCCGUGAACACAAGCGUGCCUCCUUCCUUCAGCCAGACACUGACACUAGAUGCUACCCUGCAGAACAGCACAUUUGUCAACCUCACCAAUCCGGCUGCUGGUGACUGGUUUCUCGCUGCCCACCUGCCGGCGGCCUCAAGCAAGAUUGAGGUGAAGGGCUUCUCCAGAACUUGCGCCUAUACCUUCCAGCCUGACCUGUUUUUGCUGCGCCGUGUGGACGUGGUAGUCCUUGAGCCUGAUGUGCCCACACAACAGGCUCUGUCCCAGGGGGCCAGAAGGCCACUUCAUGCCAAGGUCUUUGUCCCAGAGUACAUCGCUGGGUUGCGCUUUGAGCUGGGGAACUGCACGGAGAAUGGCUCUGCAGCGGCCUGCGCCCUCCGGGUCACACUGGGCUUGGCUGUGCUCUCUUGGUCUUCCCAGAAGGUGCUUCCCUGCCUGGAGGCUUGCAGUGUCUUCCUGACUUCCCCGCCAUGGGGAAGGUGGGUUUGGAUCACGGUGGAGAGCCUUGGCGGUGCUGGUGCCAGGGUUUCCUUUGAGAUGACAGCGUUCUUCAUAGCGUGCAAGCCGGCGGGUGCUGCCUCCUUCCUUGGCUUCUACCAGAGCUGGAAGCAGGACCAGGGGAUGCCGAUGCUGGGGGGCAGCCUCAACAGCACGCUGCUUGCCACGGACAGCAUCCAUGAUGCAUCUGGCCCAGGAAGCUCCUGCCUGCGUGGCCAGCCGGUGGUCCGCGAGGAGCUGGAUGUUGCGUCGGUGCGCUUCCGGACCCUCGGGGAUUCCACCGUGCUUGUGCGGAGCGAACUUCCCACUCUGCUCCUCUUUAACCUAAAUUCGGGCAUGGACAGUGGAGGGAGCCUGGUGCUGAACCUGAUGCUGAAUGAGACUUCUGUGGGCCUUGGAAAUGCCACGGUGUGGGCCUGCUUGAGUUCCAUGUCCCCUGCACUUUUCCUGAACGGGUCCUGGGGCUGCUGGACAGCCUUCUCCCAGGGCCACCUGCUGAACAUGAGCACGUCCUCCAGGGAAGCAGCCGUCAUUGUCCCAUACCCAGAAUCUGACAACUGGUACCUGUCCCUGAAGCUGCGCUGCCCAAAGGAGUCAGAAGACUGUGACCAAGCUCAGGGCCAGGUGUCUGUGCUUGCCUACCUCACCCCCUGCUUUGAUGACUGCGGGACCUACGGACAGUGCAGCCUCAUGAGGCGCCAUGGCUACCUCUAUGCUGGCUGCACCUGCAAGGCUGGUUGGGCUGGCUGGAGCUGCACAGAUGGAACCAAAGCCCAGUCUGAAGGCACACAGAUCCUGGCCACCCUCUUGCUCACCCUCAGCAACCUGCUCUUCCUGCCUGCCAUCACUGUUGCCCUUUACCACUACCACCUGGUUGAGGCCUCCGUCUACACCUUUACCAUGUUCUUCUCCACAUUCUACCACGCCUGUGACCAGCCUGGCAUUGCUGUAAUGUGCAUUAUGGACUACGACACAUUGCAGUUCUGUGACUUUCUGGGCUCUGUCGUCUCCAUCUGGGUGACCAUUCUGUGCAUGGCACGAGUCGAGAAGAUCCUGAAAUAUGUCCUCUGUGUGCUAGGGACCCUGGUCAUUGCGAUGUCACUGCAGCUGGACCGCAGGGGGGUCUGGAACAUGAUGGGCCCCUGUGUCUUUGCCCUCACCGUCAUGGCCACCAUUUGGGUCUAUCGUGGGGUCUCCCGGCGUCGCUGCUAUCCUCCAUCCUGGAAGCGCUGGGCCUUUUUCCUCUUCCCCGGGACCAGCCUAGCAUUCGUGGCCAUAGCAGUCUAUGCCUGCCUGGAAACCACCGAGAACUACUAUUACACCCACAGUAUCUGGCACGUCCUGGUGGCCAGCAGCGUGGCCUUCCUCCUCCCCCCCGGAGAUAAGCAGGAGGAGCCAUGGUCCUGGUCCUGUAAGCUGCUGUGCCAUUACCAGAUCUGUAAGAACGACCGGGAAGAACUCUACGCAGUGAGUUGACCGACUGAACGAGGAGGGAGCCAAUGCAGCACUUAAUUUGGCAGGAGGAAUGUGGCCCCUGCACAUUCUUCCUGCUGCGCUGGAGGAAAAUCAAGGAAGCCGAGCAAUGCAAUAUAUGACCAGGAGAGGAGGAUGUCUGAUGGAGCCUGUGCCUUUCUGAAUCUUGGGAAAUGUGGCUUAGUCUUGAGGCAGCUGCAGCAGUAAUGAGCAGCAACAAGGAAAUGGGUGCUUCUGCAGCCCAGAAAAUGGCUUGGGGCUGAGGGAGGAUGACAAUUCAGGGGGCUUGUGGGCAGCAGCAUCCAUGGAGGGGGUGUCGAUGGGCAAGAUGGUGGAUGCAGCAUCACGAUCCAAGCCCUGUCACUUUUGUCCUGCGUCUGCCACCUUGCCCCCACUGGUGUGACUCCAUUGGCCCAAGAAAGCGGGCCAGGAAGGAGCUUUCAGCUCAGCAGCGUGUCAGAAUGAUGUGCCAUCGCUUCCUGGCACACAUCCCAGACCAGAAGGAGAACUGGCCAGUGUAGGACCUAGGGAAGGGGAAAGGAGGGAGGGAUUGUGUCCACUGGGCAGAUGCCCUUUCAAAGCUGACCUGUGACUGUCCUCUGAGUUCUUUGUGCAGGUGAUCCUUUGGGUCUGUCUGUGACUCAGGAUAGCUUGGCAUCAGGUGCUCUGUUUCAAAAAUGGCGGGCAGGCUGGCUUGUUUGAACUUGGGUGAAUUGCACCUUAUUCAUACAUUGAUACUCCUGCUGUGUUCUGCCUUUCAAGAAUAGACUCCCUCCCCAGGGGCAGGGUGGCGAACGUAGGAGUCCAGGACUGGGUCAAGCUUUCUCUGUGCAGCACCGGGGCCCUGGUUCCUCCAGGGAGGAGAAUCAGGUUUCUGGCCCAGGCUCCAGCUGUUGGGGACAUAGCCGAUGCUGCGGUCAGACCCAGCUGCUCUUUUCGCCCCUGCGGAGCCAAAGGAUAAUCCGCCUGUCUUUACAUUAACCUGCACCUAAAAGAGCCUUGAUUUGGGGUUGAUAGAGAAUUGCUGCAGUGCAUAAAGCAAACUCUAAUUUAAAAUGCAAACAUGGAUAUGUUAUUAAUUAUCUCAGGAAGAGCUCUAGCAACAGCAGUUCACAAUAUCCUGUUAUUCAUAUUGCAUCAUGCCAUCUGUGGCAUUUUAAAGCUUUCUUUAAUGGAACAGGUUUAUUUAACUUUUAUGUCUUUAAUUAAAAUGUAUUAAAUUCAAUUUAAAAAUGA